Molecule: messenger RNA, 3570 nt
Organism: Schistosoma haematobium
Lineage: Eukaryota; Metazoa; Platyhelminthes; Trematoda; Strigeidida; Schistosomatidae
Product: Serine protease 56
Exons: 10
Coding region: 1-3570 (1189 amino acids)
Biological process (GO): proteolysis
Molecular function (GO): protein binding; serine-type endopeptidase activity
Source: RefSeq, a predicted model, not a curated record
AUGUUUUGGUGGUACAAUAUACAGUUACAUAAUAAUUUAUUUAUUGUUCUAUUCAUAUUAUGUACAUUUCAUUGUUUUAUAUGUUUUCCAAUCUUUGAUAAUGAAUGUGGUUCUACACCAUUUAUAUUUAAUCCUAAUGGUAAUAUAUAUUCACAUAAAGGUUAUGAAAAACAAUUAACAUAUAAUGGAUUAAUUCAAUGUUUUUGGUUAAUUCACAUCAAUCCACAAGAUCGUAUUAUGAUACAAUCAAUUGAUUUUGAUCUAGCUAAUGAUUCAUUGACAUGUAAUGAAGAUCAUUUAACAAUUUAUAAACCAGUAAAUGAUCAAAAUGAUAAUAUAACAUUGUCAGAAAUGGAUACAUUCACUAAACGAAUUGGUAAAUAUUCAUAUUGUGGAUCAACAGGUUUUAGAGUCUUGUCUAGUUCUAAUCAGUUAUUGUUAAUAUUUAAAGCACGAUCAAUUGGAAAACAUAAAGGUUUUAAUCUACGUUAUUCAGCUAUAAAUUCUAAUUUGGCAAAUAUAGUAGAAUCUUCAUCACAGUCGUUGAUAAUGAAUAGGACAUGUGACUCAUCAUUUGAAUGGAAAUGUCCAACAACUCAAUGUAUAUUGAAAAUAUGGAGAUGUGAUGGAUUUUCUGAUUGUUCAGAUUCGGAAGAUGAACUAAAUUGUUUAAGUCCACUUUCAAAAAUAUCUCUUUUGAAUAAAAGACAAAAGAGGUCAGUUUAUGAUAAUGAAGAAAACUGGGGUCGUGUGGUCAAUGGUCAACCGGCUCCAAAAGGUGCUUGGGCUUUUAUAGUUUCUUUAAGAUUCUCUGGAAAUGGGGGACAUGUGUGUGCAGGCAGCCUAAUUAGCCCACAAUGGGUAAUGACAGCUGCACACUGUGUUCAACCAAUGCCAGAUCCAAAGCGAUGGUUUGUAGACGUUGGAAGAUAUUAUAAAAACACUGGUGGUCCUGAAGUUCAAAGAAUAAAACUUUCACAAAUUGUUAUACACCCGUCUUACAAUAAAAGAAUUUACGCCAAUGACAUAGCAUUGUUACGUCUACAAACUCCAGCUAACUUAAAUAAUCGUCAGGUUCGACUUUCUCCAGUUGCACGUAGUUCUCAUUUAUCCAAUUUAUUAACAGCUAAUGUUCAGUGCAUGGUUGCUGGUUGGGGAGAUACACAUAAUACAGGUUCAAAUGAUGUUCUAAGACAAGCAGUUCUUCCUGUUAUUAAUUUUGAUCUUUGUAAAUCAUGGUAUUAUUAUCUUAAUAGAGCAAGCUUUUGUGCUGGAUACAAGCAAGGAGGAAUCGAUGCAUGCCAAGGUGAUAGUGGGGGUCCUCUAUUGUGUUAUGUUGGAGGUCAAACAGUUCAAGCUGGAAUUGUAUCAUGGGGUAACGAUUGUGCAAAACCAAGAAAUCCAGGAGUUUAUACUAAUGUGGCUAUGUUUUUUGACUGUACUACUACUACUACUACUACUACUACUACUACUACUACUACUACUACUACUACUACUACUACUACUACUACUACUACUACUACUACUACUACUACUACUACUACUACUACUACUACCACUACUACUACUACUACUACUACUACUACUACUACUACUACUACUACUACUACUACUACUACUACUACUACUACUACUACUACUACUACUACUACUACGAGUUCAGUGGAAUAUGAUUACGUAAUGAGAUUAUUGUUUUUCAUUGUGAUUAUUAAUAUGAUAUUUACUAUUAAAAGUAAUCAACUUUCUGAUCCAAAUUGUCGAUGCUUUCUAUUCGAUAGUACAAUGUAUAAAUCGGGUAUAUUUAAAACACCGAAUUAUCCGAAAAAUUAUCAAUAUGAAUUAAAUUGUUUAUUGUAUUAUUUUCAUGGUUUAUCUAAUGAACUAGUGAAAAUUACAUUUACAACAUUCAAUUUAAGAAAACCUAUUGAGAAAAAAUGUAUAGAUUAUUUAGAUAUGUUUACUACAAUUGAAUCAAAUAAUCAAAUGGCAAAACAUUCUAAUCUUAUGAAUAUCUCUUCAAUAAAUUAUUCUAGACCAGCGGAUUAUAGAUUAUGCGGUGAUUUAAAUGAUUUUCCACAAAAUGAUUUUUAUUCAAUUAGUUCUAUAUUAUUAUUAAUAUUUCAUACAGCAUCUAAAAUUCCUGGUAUCAAAUAUCAUCAACAAAUGGGAUUUAUUGGUCAAUUUACAUUUGAUUUAAAAAGUAAUUAUCAAAAUAAUGGAAAACAUAAAGAAAAUACAUUUUGUGAUUAUGAAUUUCAUUAUAAUAAAUUAUUAAAUAAUACAAUUAAAUAUGGAAAUUUUUUCUCACCAUUUUAUCCAAGUAAUUAUCCACCAAAUAUUAAAUGUCGAUUCAUUUUUAUAGCAGAUAAUAAUCAACGAAUUCUAUUAACAUUUCAUUCAAUUCGAUUAAAAUUAAUGACAAAUGAAGAUAAUAUAAGUAAUAUAGAAAGAUGCAGUACAAGAAAUUCUAUACCUGUGCAAAAUGAUUUUAUUUCCAUAUCUGAGAUGUACAAGAAUAAAUCGAGAACAUUGGCAUAUCUUUGUACUAACCUAGUGAAUAUACAACUUGUUUCACAUACUUCUAUAUUAAAAUUGGAUUUUAUCAGUCGUAGUCCUUUCUAUCAAGGUCAAGGUUUUCAUGGAACUUAUGAAUUUGUUCAUGAAUCUCAAGUUUUACCUUCUCCAUUUCUUGAAGAAGAUGAUCAACUAGUUGAAACUAAUGAACAUGAAGAAAAAUAUCAAAAUUCUAGAAAUAAUCAAGAUAAACUAGAAAAUUUGUCAAAUGCCAAUAAGUCCAGACUAUUUUUUGCUGAUGCUGGAUUUACAUCCACAAGAAAUAUGCAAUUUCACGAAGAUGAAUAUUCAUCGGAUCCAGAUUUUAUGAACUUUCAAUAUUCUAAUCAAUUCAAUAAUGAAAUGAAAUCAAAAUAUGUACAAAGAAAAUUAAUUGUUUCAAAAGGUCCAGUAAAUCGUACACAAGGUAUAAUUCAUUCACCUCAAUACCCGGAACCUUAUCCACCUUCAAUUAUAACAAUGUAUACUUUUAUAGGUCAGCCUACAGAGAUAAUUUUAGUGAAAUUUUUAUUUUUAGAACUUGGAAAUUCAAAUAACUGUGAAAAUGAAAAUCAAUCAUUAGGUGAUCGUAUUCAAUUAAUCGAUGGAAUACAUAUUGAUGAUCCAUUAAUUAUAGAAUAUUGUGAAAAUAAAAUUAUAACCAAUAAUCAACAAAAAUUCUAUGCAACAAUUAAACCUGAAUAUUUUAUUUCAUCAAAGAAUUUAAUGAUAAUAAUAUUUAAAAGUGACCAUAUAACUAAACCAAAUGAAUUAGGUUUUAAAUUAUUUUAUAGUUUUGAACUAAAAGAUCAAAGUUAUAUAAAACAUACUUAUAAAGAAGAAAAAGAAAGAAAAGAAAAAGAAGAAAAAGGAAAAAAAGAAAACUAUUUAACGAUAACUAAUCAAAAUGGAAUCAUUCAAAAUAAACCGGUUAAUUGUUCAAAGUUUACACUUAUUACUGAAAUAAGUUUAAUUCUGCCUAUAAUCAUAUGUUUCCAAUUGAAAGAAAAUAGAUAA